AUGCUGUCCCGUGCCAACAGUGACGCUGCUCUACGCCUACGCCGAGCCAAGUCGUCAUCCUCGAGCAGCCACAGACCCUUCGAGCCAUCGAUAUCGAACGAGCUUAGGUAUGCAGAGGUUGCCGCUGUGGAGGCCUACACGCGUGCAUACCGCUACUCACAAGGUGACCGACCUCAACGACGUCGCUCUCGACGCUCUGAGGGCAGCCAUUUCGAUGACAACCGACGCAAGUCUACGCAGAAGCCUGAGCGCUUUGAACGUCCUGCACUGGUGUCUGGAUCUGCAACUGCUCCCGCAACUGUACCAGCGCGACCACCAACUCGGCAGUCUCUGUUGCCAGAUACACCUUAUCGAUUUGCUCUCGAAGCCUCCAACGAUCCUACAGUCACCAUGACAGAUGUGUCAGAGUCACGACUCAGCACAGCCUCCAGACGACAAACUCGUGAUCUGCAGACGGAUGAUGAGAUCAAGACAGCUGCUUGGGACGCCUACCUCCAGGGAUUCCACAAGAAGGAGGUCCGCGAGAGGAAAUCUUUUGCUGCUCCCCUGAAGAAACGUUUCUCAAAGUCACCGACUCCAGCACCCUCCAUCCACUAUGACACGUCAGUACCACCCUACAAUUGUGAUCAAGAAUCCAAUGAUAUCUUCUCCAUUGCUCCGCCCAUUGAGAUCAAGCCCGAAGACGAGCCUGAAGCUCCUGCCAAACUGAAGAAACAACGGACUGUCUCCGAGUCACUCAAAGGCAGAUUCAAAAGGCUUUUGUCAAGGUCGAAGCGAGUGCAAUCACAAUUCCCUGCCCAACACGUAGAAGCGAGGAACCUCCACUUCGAUGUCUACAAGACAAACGACGACAGCUUCUCUGGUGGUCCAGACUUUGGAGUGUCUCUUCCUAGAUCACCUUUCUCUUCUCUGGGUGCUUCUUCGGGCGCACAAUCACGAAUCACGAGUUGGUCCAACUCGAUAAAUUCGCGCGGCAAACGCCUGCCCUCGAUAGACGAGACUUCAGCACCCCCAGCUCUUGCUUCUACUCCAGAGGAAGCACCGACCGGCUCGUUUCUCGGUCGAGCUUUACGACUUCCACUCCGUCGCCCCAGCCAGACCAACCUCCAACGCAAGUCAGAAGACAGCAAGCGCUUGUAUGAUGCACUGCAGAGACGCAUCAAUGGUCCUGAAGUGCCGAUCAUCGUCGUAGAGGAGGUUGUACCACAACCACCUGCUGUCGUGUUCAACGACUCUCCACCAAUAUCGCCAGCCUCUGAGACGAUUCGGAUGGUCACCCCAGAACCUACCAUUCUCGAGUCUCCUACGCGUCCGGCUCCCAGUCCACCACAUCAAGUGACCCGAAAGUCGUCGUGGUGGAGUAUUGCGCCAAGCAUACGUUCAAAGAAACGCCGUCCAGCAGAACCAGUUGCGCCAUCAAACGAGCAGAUUGCUGCUCGUGUGGAGAGAUCAGAGAACCGUUGGCAGGCCGCGUUAGAAGAUGGCCCACCCGUUGUUUCACGCGCUCUCAACUAUUGUAUGAAAGGCGAUAAUCCAUAUGAAUUGCGACCGUUGAAGAACGUCAACGACUCCAGCUUGCCUGUUGCUGUCCGUCACGAAUCCCACGACGCUGCUGCAUCAACGUUUAACAACGGCGCAGAUCUUCAUGACCUUCGACAGCAGGUCAUUUCGCCCAGUAUAUACUCGAGGUCCGUCUCUCCUGAUGCUGUUGGCACGUUUAUCACAAUCACCGGGCGCGAGGUCAAGCGUUAUCCUCUCGACUCGCCNCCACGGGCUGUGAAUGGACCUGCCACCUACGCACCAAAACCAAGUAAUGAGUGGAGAGCCUGGUUCAGCAAAGGGAUUGAAGACUUCAGCAUGACACCUGCACCUAUUGGAGACACUGUUCUGGCUGGACCUGACUAUUCUUUGAGUAACGACAACCCUUACAAUUCGAAGGAAAGCCUGCAGGAGGAUCCACCAGUGCCUCAAGCCUCGAAGAAUCGACCCGAGUUACGUUCUCGUUCAUCCAGCAUCAUGAAUGAGCGAUAUCCUUUGAUCGAUACCGGGAGGCCAUCGAGCAGGGCAUCGGGUCGUCGUACCAAUCCUUCUAGCACAUCUUCUGGACGGUCUGCUUCAGGAUCCGGAACAUCUGUCGCUGAACGGGCAUCCAGCAAAGCGAGUCAGCGAGGCGAUGCAGAUCAGUCGGUCAUGUCUUCAUCAAUCGUCCGAGAACGACAGUCAACAAGUGCACUUGUCCGCAAAAAGUCAAGCCUAGCCACUCGUGCUGCGCGUCAUGGUUAUGGUCCCUCGAACAACGAGAUCGAAUCUGCAGGCAGAGAAGAUCCUGUCAAGGCUCCAAAGUCGGCACUGGACCUCCGUGUCAUGUAUCGCAACAAUCGCAACCUGGAAGCUUCGAGUCUCAACAUUCGCCGUAGAGCCGUGGCACCAACGGCAUUCGAUGAUACGUUGCGUCGAAUCUCAGAGGGUCCUUACGCAGCUGACAGUAAAGAGAACACCGCACCUCCAAGACCUUCUGGUAUGAUUGAUGGCAUAACGAUUCCUCCAUUCUACACACCAACCAAGGACUCAUCAAAGAGCAAAGGAUCCUCGCCCGGACAGCAGAUGGUGGAUGAGUUUUUGAACUCGAGGAAAACACAGAUGGUUACAAAUCCACCUCCAGCCUUCAUAUAA
This is a messenger RNA of Aureobasidium vineae, 2673 nucleotides long. NCBI's taxonomy places the organism in Eukaryota, Fungi, Ascomycota, Dothideomycetes, Dothideales, Saccotheciaceae. The record is from the annotation of a GenBank genome assembly.